AUGGUGCAGAGAACCUCAAGCUCGGAUAUUAUGCAGAACAAAGAAACUUUAAGGACCAAAUUUGAAGAGCUUCUGCAAGUUGAAGUUCCAAAACAUCAGCAAACGACAUUUAUUAAAUUCACCGCGGCAUCUCAAAAGGAAUUGAAAUUGGGUUUUAUCGAAGGCACUGAAGACACCACAAUGGCAGCUAAAUCAACUUUAGAAGGACUGGAUCAAACUUUCCAGGCUGGUGUAGAAGCAGAGUUUAAGUUAUGUCCAAAGAAAUCUGGAGGAGAGAUAAGUAACCAAGCUGAUGUUAAAGGUCGAUUUGAAUUGCUGAUUAAACCCGUCAAGGAUAUUACAGACGUGAUUGUUGAAGAGAAAGAAAAUGGCAAUCUUAGGUUGAAGUUUAAUCCCAAAGUACCAGGGGCCUACAACAUUGAAGUGAAGAUUAAUGGCGAUAAACUACCGACCUGUGAACUUUUUGUGAUCAGUGAGUUGAAGUUAAAGCUCUUUCCAGGGGACAAGUUUGAACGGUUAUAUGGCAUUGCUGUGAAUACAGAAGGCCAGAUAGUUGUGACAGAUAACUUUGGCCACUGUGUUUAUGUUUUUGAUAAAGAUGGCAACUGUUUGAGAAAAACUGGAAGCGAGGGUAGCAAUACAGGACAAUUUCAGUACCCUCAUGGCAUUUCGUUUUUUAAUGACAACGAAGUCCUAAUUGCAGACCUAGGGAAUUGCAGAAUACAACGACUUAAUAUUCAGACAGGAACUGUAGUGAAAAGUUUUGUAAAAUUCGGUAAAGAGAAAGGAGAGUUAGGUAAUCCAGUAGACGUUACUGUGGAUGAUAUAGAGCGUAUUAUUGUAACCGAGAGAGAAAAUAAUAGGAUACAGGUAAUGUCAAAGGAAGGAGAGUCUAUUUUCACAUUUGGAGACAAAGGUCCAGAGAAACUUCAUGGUCCAAGCUACUGUGUUCUUCACAAAAACAUGUUUCUCGUAUCUGAUAAAGGAAAGCACUGCAUAAAAGCUUUUGAUCAGUCAGGAACAUUCUUAUACAAGUUUGGCAAAAAAGGGAAUCAAGAUGGACAAUUUAACUUGCCGCGUGGUUUACUUGUAGACAGCUCCAAUAAUCUUCUAGUAUGUGACACUGACAAUUACCGAGUUCCACAGUUUUCUUUAGACGGUCGCUUCACCGGCAAAAGUAUCACUCGAUUAUCUAAGCCUAUGGCGAUAACAAAAGCACCAGACGGGCGUAUUCUUGUUACUAGCCAUGAUCAGAAAAAAGUGUACAUUUUGAAAUAGACUCUUUCAAAAGUGAACUUUGCUUCUUGAACCGCUCUUUACCUGUGUUUUGUUUUAUUUUUAAUGCUGUUUUAUCACUUGUCUGGAAGAACUCUUAGAUAAUAUCAAGACUUACAAUUACACUUGGAGACAAAAACCUUUUGACUUGAAGUAGUUCAAGCCGCUUUAAUCUUCUCCAUCCGUCGUCACUUGGUCAUCCAUGUUUCUUCUCGGUUUAUUAAUAUCCUCUUUAAUUGCUAUUUCUCUGAUCUGAAGUUUUAUUUGGUUUUUUUUUUUAAGGUCAAGGUAUUUCUGUGCAUCGUCGACAGCGAUUUGAAUAAUCUAAACUAAGAAAUUUGAGAGAGAGUCCUCAAAAAUAUCUCGGGUAACAGAAAAACUACAAGCUGUAUAUAAACAUUCAACAACUUCGACUAUUUUAUAGGCUGAGAAUAUAUGAGUAGAACACGUUAAGACCAUGUGCUGCUUUUGGCAAUCAUUGAUUGGUCAGGACCGAUUAAGUGCAGGUUUUUCAAUCUAAGAAAAUAUAUCUUUAAGUAAGCUUUAAUUCAAGAACAAUUUACGAUUGCAUAAUUUCACAUGUAUGAGUAAUAAACAAGCACAAGAAAUAAGGUGACAACUGUUUCAAAUAAUGGGCAUCUACUGGGUAAUUACGUCAUAAUUAUAGGUGGUUACUGAUUUUCUAACUAAGCUGAAGUGCUAGCUUUAAACUGCUUUGAAAAAUAGUCCCAGGUUUUGUUGCAGAUAAUAAAACGAGAAAAAUUAGAAAUUCAUUGAAUAAAUGAGAUUUGAAAGUUUUAUCUAGUUUAUUUUUAUGAAUGAUUAGAAAAUAACUUUCAAUAUUAAAUAUAGGUAACAUUUUGAAAUAAAGUUAUUUAAAAAUUUCAUUGGAUACAUCUUCUAAAAAAUUGCAAAAUCAUCAGCAGCUUGGUUUCCCCGGAAAAUAAAAUAAUAAUUUGUCUACGUUUACAAAUAUACAUGAAUAACUAUUGCGGACCUAUUUCUGCUGCAAACCUUUGGGUCCGUUUGGAGAAAUGGAAAGCAUCCGCAGUUAAGACAACUGAGGAUGAUCCUCUUUUGGUUGAGAUGUACGUCGAAUGUGUGAAAGUGUAACGAGUUCGUUUUCAUAUAAACUCACCCACUUCCCGCCUUAAACGGGAAGCGAAAUAGACUUGCGGCAUGUGGCUAAUUUACGUGCCUUCCUGUCUGACCUGAAGAUUUUAGUACAAACUCUAAUCCGCUCCCGAUUUCCGGUGUUAUCAUGGCCAAUUUACAUUAUCAACGCAGUUGACAAGAAAAAAUCAUUUUGAUACUCUGUCCAUUAAAAUUAUCAAGUAGGAUUUUUUUUUAAACUGAAAAGAAAAAUUGAAGCUUUGGUCGUGCUUUUUUUCGUUAAGGACCUUAAUGAUUCGACAGUUAAUCAAAUUCCAGGAAUUGCCGCCUUUAACGGGGAGCCAAAUAAACAAGCGGCAUGUGGCUAAUUUGUAUAAAUCAGCUUGCGUGCCUUCCUGUCUGACCUGAAGAUUGAAAUACAAACUCUAAUCCGCUCACGAUUUCCGGUGUUAUCAUGGCUAAUUUACAUUAUCAACUCAGUUGACAAGAACAAAUCAUUUUGAUACUCUGUCCAUUAAAAUUAUCAAGUAGGAUUUCCAUUUUCAACUGAAAAGAAUAAAUUGAAGUUUUUGUCUUUCUUUUUUUUUUUCUUUAAGAACCUUAAUGAUUCGACCGUUGAUCAAAUUCUAGAAUAUUUAGAAGCAUGCGUUAAAAAAAAGGAUAAACAGAUAAACAGUUGCAUGUCACAAACGGAAGAGGUCAUGGCAGAUUUCCGUUCUGUUUUCUCGGAAAUCUAAAUAUAGUAUUAAAAGGCAGCUUUCUAGUUUUUCAAAAGAAAAUAAUUCAUUUGCUGUUUACCUUAUCUGAACGAUUUCCUCGAAAACAUUAGCGUCUUGUCUACUCUUUUAAAUUUCUCUAGGAAUGACUAGUCCAUGCAUGAUAGACUCAAUAUAGGAUAGAAGGGAAUAGAGUCGAAUGUCUCGCCAGGUAAAGCAAAAAACGAAUUUUGGUCAAAGUUGUUGAAGACGUUGUGAGACAAAUUCCCUUUCAUGCUUUCAUGAGCGAUGGAUGCUUGCCACAGACGAAGGAAGGAGGGGGAGGGGGUGGGGAGAGAAGGACUGACCACAUUUUAAAGAAAUACAAAGGCCAACACAUUUCUAAAAUGAGCCGUUUAUACGCGUUUUGCAAUUUUCAGACCCUCGACGUUCCUCAUCUAAAUAUUUUCCUCCCAUAACGCCCCCAAGGCUUUCCCUCCAGCUACAAUCCAUGAAUUCUUUCGUUGCAACGAAGUCGACUGAGCCAAGGAACGUGACUGGCCAGAAAUAGAUCCAAUUAAAUGAAUAAUGUCUUCUUUUCUAGGAAUCUGAAGCAAAGGCGAAGUGUUUAAAUUGUUUGUAAGGAUUAUCCAUCCUUAUGUGGAGUUACCUGCAAAACUUUCUUUCCUCGAAAUGCGCAUCGAUAACAGUUUAAGAACUUCUGGUGCGACUAGAAUCAAUUUCGUUCUAUAAUAAAUUGAGUGCACGAAGCUUCGUUUGCUGCGUUUUUCCAAACCAUAUUUAGUCAAAUUUUUGUCUUUAAUUGCCUAUAUUUCAAGCAACUUUAAUUACCCUGGGUUCAGUUGUCUAAAAUCGAGGCUUCAUCUCAGGCAACAACGUCUUUUUAUCAUUACAAAAAAGUCAGCUUAGUCCUGAAGUGCAAUCGGCCAGAGGAAGUCAGCUGUCAUAGACUUUGCGCUGUUUUCUCCGAAACUGAAACAAUAUCUCGGAUUUCGUAUGAAUGUUUUGAUAGGGCUCGUCCCUUUAAUAUAAGUAACACAUCAGUUAACUACAGUUUAAGGCGAUCAUCAUGAAUCCUCUCUUGAAGAGUCUCAAGAAACAAGUUACUUGCUCGAUUUGUCUCGAUACCUACACCGAGCCCAAAACCAUAUCAUGUCUUCACACAUUUUGCUGUGAGUGUUUACAGAGACAUGCAAUAGAGAACCAGAGACAAGAGAAAUUCCGAUGCCCCGAGUGUCAGGCAGAAAUCGAUUUACCACAAGGAAAUUGCUUCGACCGCUUGCCUAGCAGCUUUUUCCACAAAAGUCUGUUAGGUGUCCUUCUUCAAGCGGAAGAUUGCGAAGCCAUUGCGAGGCAACAACUGGACACUUGCUCGCAACAUACGGAAGAAAGACUACGAUAUUACUGCUCCUCGUGUGAAGCGUGUAUUUGUCCGCUUUGCGUCACCGAAGACCACCGAGGCCAUGCGUUUGAAAUGCUUGAAAAAGCAGUGCAAGAGGAUAAGAAAAACAUUAUGUCGACUGUCGAGACCAUCAAGGAAAAGGUAAACUUGUUUCGAGCACAGUUAGAAAAAACAUCAGAGGAUGUGGAAAUGAUUAUCGCAAUCGCUAAACAGGAAGUGUCGGAGGCAACUGAACACGUGAUCACAAAGACGAGACAGCAAGAAAAACAGCUCUUAGAGUCCUUAGAAAUAACAUGUAAAAGAAGUGAUCUCAAAGAUCAACUCGAAUUGCUAAUAACACCCGCCAAAGAUGUGACGAAUGUGACUGUUGAUGAGAAAUAUGACGGUAACGUUAGGCUGAAGUUUACUCCCAAAGUACCUGGGGCCUACAGCACUGAGGUGAAGAUUAAUGGCGAUAAACUACCGACCUGUCCUAUCACUGUGCAGGUUAAAGAACGUCAACUUGUCGUGGUCGGUGAGUUGAAGUUAAAGUUCUUUCCAGGGCACACGCUUGAACGGUUAUAUGGAGUUGUUGUGAAUACAGAAGGCCAGAUAGUUGUGACAGAUAACCUUGGCAACUGCGUAUAUGUUUUUGAUAAAGAUGGCAACUGUAUGAGAAAAAUCGGAAGCAAGCGUAGCCAUACAGGACAAUUUCAGUUUCCUAAUGGCAUUUCGUUUUUAAAUGACAACGAAGUCCUAAUUGUAGACUUAGGCAAUUGCAGAAUACAACGAGUUAAUAUUCAGACAGGAACUGUAGUGAAAAGUUUUGGAAAAGAAGGCAGACAAAAAGGAGAGUUUAGCGGGCCAGUAGACGUUACUGUGGAUGAUGACGAACGCAUUGUUGUAACCGAGUGGGGCAAUAAUAGGAUACAGGUGAUGUCAAAGGAGGCAGAGUCUAUUUUCACAUUUGGAGACAAAGGCCCAGAGAAACUUCAUUAUCCAAGCUGCUGCAUUCCUUAUAAAAAGAUGUUUCUCGUAUCUGAUGCAGGCAACCACUGUAUAAAAGCUUUUGAUCAGUCAGGAACAUUCUUAUACAAGUUUGGUAAAAAAGGGCAUCUAGAUGGGGAAUUUAAAAUGCCGCAUGGUUUGCUUGUAGACAGCUCCGAAAAUCUUCUAGUAUGUGACUCUGGCAAUAAUCGAGUUCAGCAGUUUUCUUUAGACGGUCGCUUCGCCGGCAAAAGUAUCACUCGUUUAUCAGACCCCACUUCGAUAACAAAAGUACCAGACGGGCGUAUUCUUGUUACUAGCUUUGAUGAGAAAAAAGUGUACAUUUUGAAAUAG
Molecule: messenger RNA, 5826 nt
Organism: Pocillopora meandrina
Lineage: Eukaryota; Metazoa; Cnidaria; Anthozoa; Scleractinia; Pocilloporidae
Source: the annotation of a GenBank genome assembly